This is a messenger RNA of Cyprinodon variegatus (sheepshead minnow), 2453 nucleotides long. Its product is annotated as acyl-CoA dehydrogenase family member 11-like. Bases 56 to 1963 code for a protein of 635 amino acids. Lineage: Eukaryota; Metazoa; Chordata; Actinopteri; Cyprinodontiformes; Cyprinodontidae. Gene Ontology annotation, molecular function: oxidoreductase activity, acting on the CH-CH group of donors. The transcript has 15 exons. The record is from RefSeq and is a predicted model, not a curated record.
GCGAAAUUUGUUGUCGUUUGCUGCUGCUGCGCUGCUCUGGACAGAUCCUGACGCCAUGGCGGUGUCCUCAGCCAUCCUCAGCAGACGCGUAGCUGGCAGCAGCUGCUGCAGGCUGUGGUGUGGCGUUCCUCGACCGCUCAUCCACAUCAGAUCAGCAAGUGCAGCUGAGUCUGGGGCAAGAAAAUCUGAUGAGGACCAUCAGUGGGAGGCAGCAGGUAGUAUGCCAUUCAGCAGGGCUAGGGUGGGAUCUUUCUUUCAGGACCAGCCAGUCCUGAAGAAUCCAUUCCUGGAGGACGCUUUGCUUAGAGGAUACCUAAAGCGACAUCUGCCACAGGAGUCUAGUUCUCAGGCCAUCUUGUCUGACUUGAAUGCAUUCGGAGAACGUGUGGCAAAGGAAAUAGACAUUCUGGGUAGAGAGUGUGAACUCAAUCCUCCUCGACUUGUGCAUUUUGAUCCUUGGGGUCGGAGAGUAGACCAUAUCGUGACCUCUGCAGCCUGGAAACGCCUCAAAGACCUCUCAGCGCAGGAGGGACUGGUUGCCAUCGGCUACGACAAGUCAUUCAGGGAGUGGAGUCGUGUUUACCAGAUGAGCAAGCUGUACAUUUUCUCCCCCUCAUCUGGUCUCUACACCUGUCCUCUCGCCAUGACAGACGGAGCUGCAAAGGUCAUCCAAUCUGUAGGUGUUUCACCGCCAGUGGAAGAAGCGUUCAGUCGCUUGACCAGCCGCCAGCCUGAGCGUUUCUGGACGUCUGGACAGUGGAUGACUGAGAGACAAGGAGGAUCUGAUGUGGGCACUGGCACAGAAACAGUGGCUGUGCCCCAAACGGACGGGUCCUAUAGACUACAUGGCUUUAAGUGGUUCACUUCAGCCACAGAUGCAGACAUGACUCUCACCUUGGCGAGAGUUCAGGACAGAUCGGGAGCAACAACAAUGGGCAGCAGGGGUUUGUCACUUUUUUACGCGGAGGUGAGUCGAGGAGAAGAUGGCCGACUGAGGGGCAUUGAAGUCCAGAGACUGAAGGACAAGUUGGGAACACGACAGAUGCCGACUGCUGAGCUGCUCCUGGAUGGCCUGCCUGCAUAUAGACUCUCAGAAGAAGGCAGAGGCGUGGCCUCCAUAGCUAAUAUGCUGACAAUAACCAGGAUUCACAACAGUGUCUCUGCAGCUGCUGCUAUGAGAAGAGUGCUCCAGUUGGCCCGUGACUAUGCUACCCGACGUACUGCCUUUGGAAAGCUUCUGAAAGACCACCCGCUGCAUAUGCAGACCCUUGCAAGAAUGGAGGUGGAGACACGUGCAGCUUUCCUUCUGGUGAUGGAAGUGUGUCGUCUGCUGGGUCGAGAGGAGAGCGGCCUGGCCACCCAGCUCGAUGUGCACCUCCUUCGUUUGCUCACUCCUGUGGUUAAACUGUACACCGGAAAACAGGCUGUUACUGUUGUGUCUGAGGGUCUGGAAAGCUUCGGUGGACAGGGAUACAUCGAAGAUACUGGGCUGCCUGGAAUACUCCGUGAUGCACAGGUGUUGAGUAUAUGGGAAGGAACAACAAACGUUCUCUCUCUGGAUGUGCUGCGCUGCGCAGCUCGUAGUUCAGGAAUGGUUCUGCAUGCUUACUUUGAACAUGUCAAGUCACUGCUCACAGGUGCUUCAGGAGUUUCCUCCCUGGCCCCGGCUGUGAAAGCAGUUGCAGGUGCUUUGUCUGAACUGGAGCAGUUUGUCCAGUUAGCAGCUUCCAGAUCACCCAGUUACCUGGAACUGGCAGCCAGAGAUCUGGCAUACAGCCUGGCUCGUAUUUAUGCAGGUGCACUUCUCAUAGACCAUGCAAGCUGGAAAGAGGCCACCCCACAGGACACCUAUGCAGCUCUCAGAUGGUGCGAACAGGAUCUAUGUCUUGUUGCAUCUAAACAGAAGAGAGGCUGCUAUGAUUCCAGCACUUCAUCCCAAGAUGCUUCACUGGUUUAUAUCUGAUUUAUCAGCUGAUUCAAAACUGAGCAGCCUUUGGAUCCUGAUGAACUUCUGCUUUGAUCUGAUGUAAUCCAUAUUAUUGAAUUUGAUUGUUUUCAGAUAAAAGAGCCGAUGUUUCUUCAAUACAGAAAAUCAUGCUUUUUUUAUUAAGGCAAAGGUAUUAUGUUCUAGAUGAGAAACAUUUCUGUUGUUCUUUAAUAAUGCUUGGAUAUUUCCCAUUUAAAUGAUAUGACUUAGAUAGUUACAGGCUUGUCUUUCAUGGUCCUACUCAAUUAACAUUUAUUGAAAAGGCAAAGUUUAGAUAACACAUGCAAUAGAGGAAAGACUGAUUCAGAGAAGGUUCUCUACUUCUGUUUUUUAAAAAAGGAUAUGUUGACUGUUAAUAAAUCAGUUUAUAUUUCUUUAACACUAUCAAAGUAUGUUCUGCUAAAGAGUGAACAUCAAGCAUGUUAUCAGAGAUUACUAAAGUUAAACAAGUUUAUGUUUUGAAUAA